AGUUUGAUAAUUCUCUUAUAUGGUAUCAGAGCCUCAAUAGAAUUUUUUCUAUUUCGAUCCUCUCCUCUGCAUUCUUGUGAUCGCCUAAGCCUGUGACUCCCAUAGCUCCUUCGCCAUGCCCUAUACUAUCACCAAAGAUACUCCAGUUCUUUCCCUUCAUGCAAAGACUCACUUCCCAAUCAAGUUGGUUACUACCAAUUUUCCGAUUUGGCAGCGCCAAGUUCGCUCCACGCUCAUCGGCCUCGAUCUUCUCGGCUAUGUUGAUGGGACGCUCGCUGCUCCCUCCCCCACAGAUUCCACCUACUCCGUUUGGUUUCGUCAGGACCAAACCAUUGUUGGUGCACUCCUUGGCAGUUGUACUGACACUAUUCAGCCUCUCAUCUCCAAUGUUUCCACUGCUCGUGAUGCAUGGCUUAAUCUCCACUCUAGCUUUGCGAGUGCGAGUCGUGGUCAUGUUCUUGCUCUUAAGUCUAAACUUGGGAAGAACCCUCGUGGCAAUCGGUCUAUUAAUGACUAUCUCCAUGAGAUGCACUCUAUUGCUAACGAUCUUGCCCUAAAUCAAAGUCCUGUUGACGAGGAAGAUCUUGUUGCUCAUAUUCUUAAUCAAUUGGGCUCGGAGUAUGAUUCCAUUUCGUCUGCGGCCUUGCUUCGUGGCUCCAAACUGCCCUUCACCGAACUUGGUAAUGUGUUGCGUGAUUUUGAACGCAAACUUCAUCUUGGUGAUGAUCCUGCCUCCCCUUUGGUGGCCACUGCACACGUGACAGAGCGGCACUCAACUGCAGGCGUUAAGUCCUAUCAGAGAAACACAGCUGUGGGGCAGUCCCAUCCCUCUCGUUUGCCUGCCUCUCCACGGCAGUCCUACGGCGCGUCCAGACAGUCCCGCCGUACUGAUGGAUCAUCCUGCCAGUUUUGCUCGAUCCCUGGCCAUGACAUCAAAGUAUGUCGUAAACUUGCACGUCUUCUCCGGGAUAAUGGGAUGGACUCUGUGGCAAAUGCACCGGCUAUGUUUCCUGCUCCGGUCGUGCAUGCCACUGCUGCUAAUCCCGCAGGAGUCCAUGGCUGGAUGUUUGACAGUGGAUCUGAUCACGGGGGCGCCUCUCCUUCGCGGUGAAAAUCUUGGCGGGGUUUACUAUGCAGGUCCGGUCCGGUCUCCUACAGUGCAUCACACUACUUUGCAUGAUUUGCAUCACUCUUUUGGACAUCCUUCUAAUAAGAUCAUGUCUCAUCU
Messenger RNA from Cuscuta campestris, 1228 nucleotides. Lineage: Eukaryota; Viridiplantae; Streptophyta; Magnoliopsida; Solanales; Convolvulaceae. The record is from the annotation of a GenBank genome assembly.